GACACCACUUGUUCCCUCCCUUCACACAGCACAACUCCUAAAAAAGAGUGUCAGUGAGUGUGUGUCAGAGAUAACCAGAGUUGGUCUCAGGAUGCCUGCGUACGCCACCAACAUGAGGAUGAAGUUUCCCAUCGUGGCCUUGACUUUGGAGAUUAUCACCAUCAUCCUGUUUGGUGUGUUUGUGGUCUAUGAUGAUGGAAAAAGUCACGGACACAAGCCACACUCCAAUGAGACUCACCAUGACGAGAACCCCAUGGAUCUCUACCCCAUGUUUCAGGAUGUCCACGUCAUGAUCUUCAUCGGCUUCGGGUUCCUGAUGACCUUCCUGAAGCGAUACGGGUUCAGCAGCGUGGGCAUCAACUUACUGCUGGCUGCCUUCGGCCUGCAGUGGGGCCUCCUCACGCAGGGCAUUUGGCACCUGGAUGAUGGCAAGAUCAAAGUCAGCAUCUUCAAAAUAAUCAACGCAGACUUCAGCACAGCUACAGUCCUGAUCUCCUUCGGAGCCGUUCUGGGUAAAACCAGCCCUGUGCAGCUCCUCAUCAUGACCAUACUGGAGAUCACCAUCUUCUCCAUCAACGAACAUCUGGUGGCCACAGUCCUUGAAGCGAAUGAUGUUGGAGCAUCCAUGAUCAUCCAUGCUUAUGGAGCCUACUUUGGCCUGGCAGUGGCGCGAGUACUUUACCGACCAGGUUUACGAAACGGACAUGAGAACGACGGAUCUGUUUAUCACUCUGAUCUGUUUGCUAUGAUUGGAACUGUCUUCCUGUGGAUGUUCUGGCCCAGUUUUAACUCGGCCAUCGCUGAUCCGGGCUUCACUCAGCUCACAGCAGUGAUCAACACCUACCUCUCCCUGGCUGCCUGUGUGCUCUCUGCCUACGCCAUCUCCAGCCUUGUGGAGCACAAAGGAAAACUGGACAUGGUGCAUAUUCAGAAUGCCACCUUGGCUGGUGGUGUUGCUGUGGGAACAUGUGCUGACAUGAACAUCGGGCCAUUUGGGGCAAUGCUGAUUGGAUUAGUGGCUGGCAUCAUCUCUACCCUGGGCUUCAAGUACCUAACUCCCAUCCUGGCAUCCAACCUGGGCAUCCAGGAUACCUGCGGAGUCCACAAUCUGCACGGCAUGCCUGGCAUCCUGGGCGGGUUGGCUGGUAUUGUGGCUGUGGCUUUGGGAAAAAAAGAGGGAGGUAAUGCUGCCAUGCAAGCUGCUGCCUUGGCUUCAUCCCUGGGGUUCGCUUUGGUUGGAGGUGCUAUUACAGGUUUAAUAAUGAAGUUGCCGUUCUGGGGACAGCCUCCAGACCAGAACUGCUUUGACGACUCUAUUUACUGGGAGGUUCCUGAGGAGGAGGAGGAGAAUGAGGAGAGCUUGGCUCACGGCGAUCACUCAAAGAACAAAGCAGAGGUUUAAAUAUCUGCUCACACUCCACUGAGCUAGAAAUGAAGAAGUAAAUGAUUAUUAAUCAGCUACACCAUGUCCGCAGAUGUGUAAUGUGAUUUUAAAAAACUAGACGAUUUGCUCUACUCACCAACACAAGUCAAUUUUUGAAACUUUUUUGUGAUCAAAGAUCUACAACUUGUAUUUUUCAGGAUGGGCAGUGAAUGUUUUACACAACAGUCUUCAAAUAUAUACAUAAUAAAAAUAUUCAGCAUAAAUAUUCAGUUAAUCCCGUUUACACUCACCGUUUACACUUCAGGGAUUUCUUUUGCAUUGAAAAUUGUGAUCAAUAACCUUGAAAACCCAGUGGGUCACACCAUAAAUUCACUGCUGAUACACAACUACUUACAUAAGCUUUUUUAUUUUAUUUUUAUAUUAUGAAAAACAUUAAAGCAUGUUUUUAGUAUAGUGUGUAUUUUUCUUCUUAUAAUCUUUUAUAUUUCCAUACACCUGGCAUAUGUAUUUCUGCUGAGGCUUAGGUCAAAGAGAAGAGGAGUUAGGCUAUGUCCACACACACUCAGGCGGUCCAGCAAAAACACAAGUCUCCCCAUUCAUUUUGACUGGGGGUAGUGCGUUUCAAGCUGUGGCGGUAGGGGCCGCAGGGGGGUGCCGAAAAAAACUGCAACGCCCUGCGGCGAAAAGUUGAAAAAGAUUAAACUUUAAGAGAAACGCAAUCCCACAUCAUCCUACAGUGCCCAAUUAUAUAACCGGCAAUCAGACUUGUCAGUGUGUUUUGAGGCAAUGUGGGAGUCUUUUUAAAUUAAAGAGUGUGGUCUAGACCUACUCUAUCUGUAAAGUGCCUUGAGAUAACUGUUAUGAUUUAAUACUAUAAAUAAAAUUGAAUUGAGAGUCCCUUACGUAUCCAUCGCUGCCACAAGAAAGUAAAAAAAAAAACAGUUUUCUGCAACAAUAAAGCACAAUGCUCCAUCUCUUUUCUUUCUCUCUUUCUAUAUGAAAUACAGCUGCCUUCAAGUGAGGUCGUAAAUGUCAAGAUCUAUAAACGAUCUGACAGAAAACAAUAAUUAAAAAUAUAAAGUCUACUUGUGCUGCUUGUUUAAAGAACGCAGCAGGACGUCACACAGAUGGGCCUUUUUAGUGAUACGUAUUUCCACAGUCGCAAAACCCUGCGGAUCUCUGGCUUUGGUCUGAACGUGCCCUUAAACCUGCUUUGAUCUGCUGCUUCACAUCACCUCACUGGAGCCCAGUCCUUCUGCAAGGAGUCAGAGUCAUACUGUGUGAAUCCAGCAGUAAGGCUCUGACAUGGGCAGGUAGUCGCAUGAUAUGUUGUAACUAAUAAACCUUUUUGUUGCUUAUCUCCCACUGCUUACAAUAAUGUUCUAUCUAUCAGAGGGCAGCUGUACAAUUUAUUUAAUGCAAGGAGUGCAUUUAGCAUUAGAUUGGCUGUCAAUGGGAAAACUGAAGUUCAUUUUUGUGUCAGCUUUCUAUUUACAUCCAGUGUAUUUUUACAUGUACAUACAGUUUAGCUUUUAGAUGGAUUGACAUAGUCAGUUUUAUAGUCCUGCAAUGUUAAAAAAGUGAAACUGGUACUGAAUAUUUUUCAGAUGCCUUUAAAAGAAUUUAACAGGAACUUACAUACUGAAACAUAAUAAUUGCUUACCAUUUUCUUUAUACCAUUAUAUGCAUCAGUUGGAAUCAUUUUUUUGUACCCGUUUUCUCUGUAGGUGAGUUCCUGUUGGAUUCUUUUUCAUUCUGAGUUGUGAACAGUCACACCUGCAACUGUGUAUAUCACAGGAUUAGAGAGCAGCCAUUUCUUGCUUCGCAAAAUCUUUUUAAGCUGCAUGGUGUCUGAGUGCCGAAGGACAGGUUUUUUUUGUGUUUAACAGUAAAACAUAGGACUGCAGUGCUAGAUGGAACUGACUAUACAGUAGUGUUAAUCAAUUUUGGUUCAUCAAAUGGUUUAUGAUGCCCAGAACACUGAAGCACAUCAAGAUUUUGUAUUUUUAUAUUAUGUGUGCUUUGAUGUGCUCAUAUUUGUAUAAUAUACUAAUACUGUCAUAAUAAAUGUGUUUUUGUACAA
Messenger RNA from Sander lucioperca (pikeperch), 3467 nucleotides. It is a transcript of the gene rhag, whose product is annotated as Rh associated glycoprotein. Gene Ontology annotation, biological process: ammonium transmembrane transport; ammonium homeostasis. The record is from RefSeq and is a predicted model, not a curated record. Gene Ontology annotation, cellular component: plasma membrane. Gene Ontology annotation, molecular function: ammonium channel activity. Bases 92 to 1402 code for a protein of 436 amino acids. Lineage: Eukaryota; Metazoa; Chordata; Actinopteri; Perciformes; Percidae. The transcript has 10 exons.